Coffea arabica (coffee) is the source of this 930-nucleotide messenger RNA. The record is from RefSeq and is a predicted model, not a curated record. Lineage: Eukaryota; Viridiplantae; Streptophyta; Magnoliopsida; Gentianales; Rubiaceae.
AUGAGAGAACUGGAGGGAAUCAAAGUAGUUGCUCAAGGUAAAUACUUGGGACUUCCUCUUGUGAUAGGACGAUCAAAAAAUCAGGUCAUGAGCUUCAUUAGCGAGAGUUUCAAAAAGAAAAUCCAAGGUUGGAAAGGAAAAUUGCUGAGUCAAGCAGGAAAAGAAGUUCUACUGAAGUCAGUGGUAAUGGCCAUGCUAGCCUAUGCUAUGUCAGUGUUCAAACCGCCAAAGGGCUUGUGCAAAGAGUUAAAUUCCAUCAUGGCUAACUAUUGGUGGGGUAGCAAAAGAAACAAGAGGAAAAUCCAUUGGAUGAGCUGGAACAAGUUGACAGAAACCAAAGCAAAGGGAGGAUUAAGGUUUAGGGAUCUAAAGGAUUUCAACAUGGCGUUACUAGCAAAGCAAGUUUGGAAAUUCAUCACAAAACCAAACUUGCUUGUUAGCAAGAGCAUGAAGGCAAAAUAUUUUCCAAAUACUUCUGUUUUACAGGCUACAAAGGCAGCAGAGGAUUCAUGGAUUUGGCAAAGUAUCCAUAGCUCUAUAGCCCUCAUAGAAGAAGGAAGUAGAAAGAAUGUGGGAUAUGGGGGAACAAUCAAUAUCUGGGAGGAUAGGUGGGUCACAAACUUGCUAGGAGGUAAAAUUCAAUUAGCCAAACCUACCAACUGUGACAUCAUUAGGGUGAAGCAGCUGAUCAAAGGACAACAGUGUGAUCCAGGAAUCAACAACGAGCUAUUCUCUGAAGAGGAGAGCGUAGCCAUUCAAAGCAUCCCUUUAAGCCUUUAUGGUGGAAGAGACAGAAUGGGAUGGAAUUCCACAGGGUCAGGGAUUUACAUAAUCAAAACAGGCUACUCUCUUUUAAAGGAAAUGGCAAAAACCCAUAAGUCAAGGAAGUCUGAAUAUGGCGGACAAAGUACAGAACUUAGCAAAGGAUGA